UGCCCCCCUGACCAAAACGUCGCGUGAGAAAAGGAGCGAUACCCAUCACCACGAAUACAAAGUAGGAACACCAAUCUUCAUCAUGGCAUCCGAAACUGUUCCAUCCAACACUGUAGUUAGUGACUCGGAAGACAUCCUUACAAAGCCACUCGCGAUGGAGGACGAAGUAAAGGCAGAAGAGAAGGACGUCAAGGAACAAGAUGACGAAAGUAAAGCAGCAGUGGCGCUGACUAGUCUUGUCGAUACGAGCUUGCCAAUAGAGGCGAGCACCAGUGGAAAUGAUGAAGAAAGAAUGGACGACGAAGAAGAAGAGGAGGAGGAAUGCGACGAAAGAGACUUCGAAAUUCCUCAGAGGUUCACACGCAGCGGACGUCGCCGUGCUACUCCUUUCCCCCUCAAGUUGAUGAAGGUUUUGUCCACUAAGGAGUUUUCUGAGAUCAUCGGUUGGCUGCCUUCAGGAAAAUCGUUCUCCAUCAUCAAACCUAAGGUCUUCACUGUAGAAAUUCUUCCAACCUAUUUCAAAAGUGCCAAAUACUCUUCCUUUACUCGCAAGCUCCACCGUUGGGGGUUUAUGCGUCACUACAGGGGACCAGAAGCGGGGGCAUUUUACCACAAGGACUUUCAGAAGGGGCGUCUUGACCUUGUUGAACAGAUGACAUGCCACAAGAUAGAACCUCCUAAGUCUUCCGUUACGAAGGCAAAGCAAGUCAGGAAGUCUGUACCACGCGAUACGAUUGCCAAUGCCGUCGGUCGAUCACCCAGGUCAAUUGAUAUGCAUUCGCUGGCUCGUGGUCCUAGUAUGCAGUCGGCUUCGUUUCCUCCUCACCCGAUGGACGCUGAUUUGGCAAUCGAGCUCGAAGUUGCUCGACGUCUUCGUCAGCGCAUGGAUGCUGCGGCUUACAAUCAACAGGCCUUACUCGCCAUGCAGCAGCAACAGAAACUCCAAGCUCUACGAGUCCAGAAUCUUGGAAGUCAUUCUUUGAUGGGAUGGGAUGCGUCACCGGCGACCUCCUUGCCUGGCUAUGCUUCUUCCCUUUCAAGCUUGAAUAUGCGAGGGUACGGAGCUUCAUCACUGCCUCGGUCGGGCUUCGAUCAGGGCUAUUCCAUGGCCGUGAAUAAGGCUCAAUACGAUCACGCCUUCAACUACUCCGCUUACGGUGAUCUACGGUCGUACGAAUCCAAUAUCCAUGGGGCAAAGACGGCGUGAGAUUCAUUGAUGCACAGGCCUUUAUCUAUUGUUCGAUGUAAGAGACUUAGGUUUCCUUUUACUAUCU
Messenger RNA from Phaeodactylum tricornutum CCAP 1055/1, 1274 nucleotides. RefSeq lists its product with no specific name. Lineage: Eukaryota; Bacillariophyta; Bacillariophyceae; Surirellales; Neidiaceae. The coding region runs from base 83 to 1207 and encodes 374 amino acids. The record is from RefSeq and is a predicted model, not a curated record. The transcript is spliced from 2 exons. Gene Ontology annotation, biological process: regulation of DNA-templated transcription. Gene Ontology annotation, molecular function: sequence-specific DNA binding; DNA-binding transcription factor activity.